Messenger RNA from Prosopis cineraria, 5777 nucleotides. RefSeq lists its product as uncharacterized. Bases 571 to 5604 code for a protein of 1677 amino acids. The record is from RefSeq and is a predicted model, not a curated record. Lineage: Eukaryota; Viridiplantae; Streptophyta; Magnoliopsida; Fabales; Fabaceae. The transcript has 9 exons.
GUGGGGAGAGACACAUAAUUCUAGUCCUUUGUCUGCAGUUUCGGUGAGCCUUCUGCUUUUGCUGUCAUCUCCAAAACCCUAACAAGAAUAAUCCCGUUUUCAUGGCUUGAGACUUCAUCAUCUUCACUUCCUUUUGCCGAUUUUUAUACACAUGCACUCUCAAUUGCCAAUAAUUGCACAUCUUGGAACUUCUUAAUCGAAGGUCGGGUGGGUUGUCAUUUACCAGGAACCGUCUUUUCCCGGUUUUGAGUAGAGAUGCAUUAUUUUAAUCUAGCUUUGAAGCAUAUUCUCAAUUCAAUUAGAUCAAUCUCCUCCAGCAUCGUUCAUCAAAGAGGACUCAACACAUUCUUGUUAAUUGGAAUUUUGAUGAAUGUAGUCCCUUUUGUUAGUCUCUUACUGUCUUGAUUACUGGGAUGGAAAAUAAUGAAGCAGUGGAUGAUCAGAACUCAGGAUGGUUCGAAGUGAAAAAGGUUAUUCUUCUACUACAUUUUUUUUUUGGUGUUCAUUCAGUAAGAAGUUGAAGGCAAGCGAAAUCAAAAAGCUGUCUUUCUGUAUUUAUGCAUUAAAAAAAUGAAGAGCUCGGCUUACGUGAUUCAACUGAAUGUGUGUUCAAGCUUAUUUAUUGGUUCGAAACUUGGGUUAAUUGAUCGUAAACACCGGAAUACUUCAAAAUCCUCUUUGCAGAGCUGUGCUGGAGGACUUUCAGGGAAAAAUGCUUUUAAUUCUUUGCACAGUCAGCGUUCCAUAGAUAAAAAUGACAGAGAUUCAAAUGCCAUGCUGCGAUCACAUCUUCCAAGGAUGGAGGAGAAUUUUGUACAUAACUCUGGCAGUAUUACAAAUUCUAUGUCCGAGUCAAAGGAGGAAGAGGGCACAGGUCACCUUAAUCCAAAUGUGGUUAAACAUGACAAUCAGAGUCAGAAGUCACCUACUGAUGAUUCUAGAGGUGGAUUUGAAGUUGUUGAGAAAUUACCCCAAAACAAUAAGCCUGAAGUAGUCCACAAAAUUAAGUGGGGUGAUCUAGAGGAUGAGAGCUUUCCAAUGCCUCAAGAAAACUUGAGUGGAGCUGGAAUCAAGUUUGGUACUAUUGGAGAUGAUAACAUGCUUAACUGUAGAAAGACUGAUAGUGUUUUAGAUGCAGCCCUUCCUGAUUCAUUUCAUGCCAAUGAUAAUGUUCCAGUGGCCAAGAUUGUUGAUUCAGACAUGGCUUCUAGUCAGAUUCCUUCAUUGGCAAGUAAGGAUGAGAUUUCUGGAGCAAGUGGUAUAGAAGUUAAGGAUACAUCUUUGGAAAAAAUCCCACUGUUGAAUGAGAAAGAAGUCAAUCAAGCAGAUGAUAUAUUGAACUCCAAGAGUGAAAAUGAUGCUGGCAUCAAAGUAGUAACUAAUAAUCACAUAGAGAAUGAUGUUGGAAUUUCUGAAGCGCCCCAAACAAACUGCCAUUCAGUUAGUGCAGUUACCAACCUGAGUACAUCACAUGUGCUUGAUUGUGGACCUGAAAUUGUAGGAGAUUCUGUAACUUCUGUUGAAGAUGUUAGGGUUACACAGAAUGGUAAUGUGGGUGGGAUUUUGUCAAGCUCUCAUAAUAUGAGUGCUCUUGAAGAAGAUGACUCAAAUGAAAGCAAAGAACGGUUUAGGCAAAGGCUUUGGUGCUUUUUAUUUGAAAAUCUUAAUAGGUCUGUUGAUGAGUUGUAUCUUCUUUGUGAGCUGGAAUGUGAUUUGGAGCAAAUGAAAGAGGCAAUUCUUGUUCUUGAGGAGGCUGCAUCUGAUUUCAAAGAGUUAAUCAAUAGAGUUGAGGAAUUUGAGAAAGUUAAAAAGUCUUCUCAAAUAAUUGAUGGAGUUCCUGUCAUCUUGAAGAGUGACCAUCGCAGGACACAUGCUGUCUCAUGGGAGGUUCGAAGGAUGACAUCAUCACCUCAUAAGGCUGAUAUACUGUCUUCAUCUCUUGAGGCUUUUAGAAAGAUUCAACAAGAGCGUGCCAGCUUGCAAGCCGUUAAUAGUGCAGAGAAUGUCAAGUCUAAAUGUCCAACUCCUGAAUUUGUUGGCAAUCACACAGAUCCAGUGACAAAGCCAAGAAAGCAGGUUGGAUUGUUAGAUGCUAAUCAAGUGUAUCUAAAUGAAGGAAAGCAUAAUAUUCAAUCAGGAAAGCCUUGCAAAGCAAUCUUAGAGCAAAAACGACAAAGCAGCCAGCCAAAGAGCUCAUUAUCAGAAGUUAACUUAUCUAAUUCACAUCCUAGGGAAAAUUUGGCUGCUGUUGUAACCACCAAGAGUAAAAGAGAACAUGUUGAAUCUGAAGCUGAGAAGCUAAAGAAAGAUAAAGUGCCAAUGGUAGGUAUUACUGAUAAAAUUUCUAGAUCGGUGGAUGAUAUCCGGAGGCAAAUGCCUAUACCUGAGAAAGAUAAGGAAAAGAGAAAUGUAGCUCCAGGAAAAUCCAUGAAUGCUUGGAAGGAAAAAAGGAAUUGGGAGGAUAUUCUCUCAUCUCCAUUCCGUGUCUCUUCUCGUAUGUCAUACCCACCAGGCUUAAGCAGGAAAAGUGCUGAACGUGCACGUAUCUUGCAUGAUAAAUUAAUGUCUCCUGACAAAAAGAAGAAAACCACUUCAGACUUGAGAAAAGAGGCAGAAGAGAAGCAUGCUCGUGCUAUGAGAAUCAGAAGUGAGUUAGAGAAUGAGAGAGUACAAAAGCUUCAACGUACAUCAGAAAAGUUAAAUCGUGUCAAUGAAUGGCAGGCUGUUCGCAAUAUGAAGUUACGAGAGGGCUUGUAUGCACGUCAUCAACGCAGUGAAUCUCGUCAUGAAGCUUAUCUAGCUCAAGUAGUGAAGAGAGCUGGUGAUGAGAGUAGCAAGGUAAAUGAGGUUCGGUUUAUUACUUCCUUAAAUGAAGAAAAUAAAAAGUUAAUAUUGCGUCAAAAGCUUCAUGGGUCUGAGUUGAGAAGAGCUGAAAAGCUGCAAGUUAUAAAAUCUAAGCAAAAGGAGGAUUUGGCAAGGGAAGAAGCUGUUCUAGAACGCCGAAAACUCAUUGAGGCUGAAAAGUUACAGCGUCUUGCUGAAAUACAGCGAAAAAAAGAGGAGGCUCAAGUUAGAAGGGAAGAGGAAAGAAAAGCAUCAAGUGCAGCACGUGAAGCAAGAGCUAUUGAGCAGCUUCGAAGAAAGGAAGAAAGAGCCAAAGCCCAGCAAGAGGAAGCUGAACUUUUAGCCCAAAAGCUGGCAGAGAGACUUAGUGAAAGUGAACAACGUCGUAAGGUGUACUUAGAGCAAAUUCGAGAGAGGGCUUCUAUGGAUUUUAGGGAUCAGUCAUCCCCUUUGCUACGCCGGUCUGGGCAAAGUAGAUCUACAACAAAUAGUGGUGAUGAUCCUCAAACAAACAUUACCUCUAACACAGGAGGUUCUUCUCUUGGAAUUGGCAACAUCGCAUUGCAACAAUCAAUGAAGCGAAGAAUUAAGAAAAUUCGACAAAGACUUAUGGCUUUGAAACAUGAAUUUCUUGAGCCUUCUCUUGGUGGUGAAAGUGCUGGCAUUGGAUAUAGAGUGGCAGUGAAUGCUGCUAAGGCAAAAGUUGGCAGGUGGCUUCAAGAACUUCAAAGACUUAGGCAGGCAAGAAAAGAAGGGGCCACAAGUAUAGGGCUAAUAAUUGCUGAAAUGAUUAAGUAUUUGGAGGGAAAGGAUCCGGAGUUGCAGGCAUCUCGUCAAGUUGGACUUUUAGAUUUUAUUGCUUCUGCCUUGCCUGCUUCCCACACUUCAAAGCCUGAAGCAUGUCAAGUUACAUUGCACCUUUCAAAACUUCUGAGAGUGGUACUAUCUGUACCUGCAAAUAGGAGUUAUUUCCUUGCACAAAAUUUCUUACCACCAAUCAUCCCAAUGUUAUCAGCAGCUCUUGAGAACUAUAUAAAAAUUGCAGCAUCUAUAAAUAUUCCUGGUAAUCCAAGUUUACCAGCAAAUAAAGUAUCGGUUGAGAAUUUUGAAUUAAUCUCUGAAAUUUUAAAUAAUUUUUUGUGGACUGUUUCCACAAUUUUUGGUCAUAUAAGUUCUGAAGAAAGACAACUUCAAAUGCGGGAUGGCUUGCUGGAGCUAUUAAUUUCCUACCAAGUUAUUCAUCGACUAAGAGAUCUUUUUGCACUUCAUGAUAGGCCUCAAAUGGAAGGAUCAUCAUUUCCUACCCCUAUCCUUUUAAGCAUACAUCUUUUGGUGGCUUUGACUUCUAGAUAUGGAACAGUAAGUUCCAUUGAUUGGAAUUCUUUUCCUAUGGUAAAGGUACAGAAAAUUGAAAAUGAAGGGGCUCAGGUUGCAGAUUCUAUUCAUUCUGUGGCGAGUAACUCUUGGGGAGAUUACAGGUCUCCCUUGUCUGUAAUUAAUGGUAGCUCAGUCAUGCAUUUACCUGAUGUCCCUGAGGAUAGACCAUUGGAUGAAUUGUGUAAGGUUAAUGUGAGUGAUGGAUCUCCUACAACUGACGAGGUUCCUGGAUUAAGGCAGAUUGAUGGUUCUCUUCAAUUAAAGAAUGUUGAUGGGGAGUUUACGGGUGUUCCCAAUGAAUCUAAGAACAAUCAAAGAGGGGAUAUUAUCAAUUCUUGUGUUUCCCAAAAGGAUGAGAAAAGCAUGAUUGUUGGUGCUGCACAUAAAAAUGAAAAAGUAUCAAUCUUGGAUCAACGUGUGGCAUAUCUUCUUUCGGCUCUUUCUGAGACAGGACUUGUCAGUCUUCUUUCUCUUUUGACUGCUGUAUUACUACAGGCGAAUAAUAGGUCACCCUCUGAACAAGCAUCAUUUAUUCUUCCAUCUAAUUUUGAGGAGGUGGCAGCUGGAGUAUUGAAGGUGCUGAAUAAUGUGGCUCUUUUGAAUCUUGUAUUUUUGCAACAAAUGCUAGCUAGGCCAGAUUUGAAAAUGGAAAUUUUCCAUCUGAUGAGCUUUCUUCUUUCUCAUUGCACCAGCAAAUGGAAAGCUUCAAAUGAUCAGAUUGGAAUCCUUAUGCUUGAAUCUCUAUCACUUCUUGGUCACUUUGCUUUGUUCCAUCCUGGUAAUCAAGCUGUCCUCCGAUGGGGAAAAAGUCCAACCAUCCUCCACAAGAUAUGCGAUCUGCCUUUCGUUUUCUUCAGUGACCCUGAGUUGAUGCCAGUUUUGGCUGCCACGUUGAUUGCUGCAUGCUACGGGUGUGGGCAGAACAAGUUUGUAGUUCAACAAGAACUGAAUGUUGAUAUGUUAAUUUCCUUGCUCAGAUCUUGCAAAAAUGCUUCAUCUACAUCUCAGUUUAAUUCAACCUCAGAUAGUUCCCCAGCAGAUGAAUCUAAUGUACAAAAUCAAGGGGGUUCUGAGUUUAGAAAGCCUCACGCGGAUGUUCCAAUAAAAUACAGCCGCACUAAUGGCAAAGGCACUCGAAGCUCUUCGGGAAAGAAUGGUGCUUUGGGAAAUGGCAUCAAAACUAGCAAGAUGAGAAGCCAGAGGGAUAGCAAGGCAAUUAAGAAUAAUGAAGAAGUGGCUCCUAAGCAAAAUCUGUACCUUCCAGAGGCUUCAUCUUUAAUGUUGUAUUGUAGAUUUCCUAACAGCUUUAUUGAUAAAGCAGAGCAGUUCUUUUCGGCGGAGAUUCCGAGUGGAAUUGAUGAAGUACGAGUUCAAACAUUAUAAAUUGAAGCUUACAAAUGAAAAAUAUGGAUCUACGCGCCUGUUUAGUUGAGAUUUGUUCAUAGAAUAUACCUUGAUGAUUUCUCUCUCGUGUUACGCGUUGCAGCUUCAUACAUGAGCAUCCUAAAAGCUGUGAUGUAACUGUCUUGUGUAAAUUAUACAUGAAAGUUCACUUA